Molecule: messenger RNA, 1418 nt
Organism: Gasterosteus aculeatus aculeatus (three-spined stickleback)
Lineage: Eukaryota; Metazoa; Chordata; Actinopteri; Perciformes; Gasterosteidae
Gene: fhl2a
Product: four and a half LIM domains 2a
Cellular component (GO): nucleus; Z disc
Molecular function (GO): transcription coregulator activity
Source: RefSeq, a predicted model, not a curated record
UCCCUGGUUUUCAAUUAGCCCUCGAUGGGUGGAGUAAUGCAAUCAGGAGUAACUACGCCUCAACCGGAGCCUCCUCUCUCAGUCUGCCCAGACUCCGCACAGGCAAACACUCCUCAAACAGGAAGGUUAAGAGGCUCUCUGUGAAAAUGACUGAGCGAUACGACUGCCACUACUGCAAAGAGUCCCUUUUUGGGAAGAAGUAUGUGCUGAGAGAGGAAAAUCCCUAUUGUGUGAAAUGUUAUGAGAGCCUGUACUCCAACACCUGUGAGGAGUGCAAGAAGCCUAUUGGAUGUAACACCAGGGAUCUGUCUUACAAGGACCGUCACUGGCACGAGGAGUGCUUCAUGUGCUUCCAGUGCAAGCGGUCGCUUGUGGACAAGCCCUUCUCUACCAAGGACGAAAAGCUCCUCUGCACCGAGUGCUACUCCAAUGAGUAUUCCUCCAAGUGCCACGAAUGCAAGAAAACCAUCAUGCCAGGCUCCAGGAAGAUGGAGCAUAAGGGGAACAGCUGGCACGAGACAUGUUUCACCUGCCAGAGAUGUCAGCAGCCUAUUGGCACCAAGAGCUUCAUCCCGAAGGACAACAGCAACUUCUGUGUGCCCUGCUAUGAGAAGCAGUUUGCCAUGCAGUGUGUGCACUGCAAGAAGCCCAUCACCACUGGUGGGGUGACCUACCGUGACCAGCCCUGGCACAAGGACUGCUUCCUGUGCACCAGCUGCAAGCAGCAGCUGUCUGGCCAGAGGUUUACCUCCAGAGACGACUUUGCCUACUGUCUCAACUGCUUCUGCAACCUUUAUGCCAAGAAGUGUGCCUCCUGCACCACCCCCAUUAGCGGCCUUGGAGGCAGCAAGUACAUUUCCUUUGAGGAGCGCCAGUGGCACAAUGACUGCUUCAACUGUAAGAAGUGCGCCGUGUCCCUGGUUGGCCGUGGCUUCCUCACCGAACGGGAUGACAUCCUCUGCCCGGAGUGCGGCAAGGACAUCUAAUUCCGUCGGAAGGACAGCGGAUACAUCUGAUUGGAGGAUUAUGUUACAGUAGAGGGAUGACAAAGAUGCAAUAAAUACACCUAACACACAACAUAGCAUCUUUACGACCUAGCAUUACUAUGAAUGUACAUUGUUGUAUGCCAAGUAAUAAAAACUACUAACAGUAUUAUAUACAUUUUAAUAGAUUGAGAGAAAAGAAAUCUCUAAGAAAAAGUUAUCACUAAUAAAAUAACAUUAAUGUAAAGACUUAUGCGACAGAAAUAUGGUUGCAAAUAGAUACUGUAUGAAGCGUUUUGAAAUAUUUAGUGUAGACUAUCCACUUUGUAGUGUAAUAAUUGUUGCUUUGCCCACAGACGAGCGUGAUGCCAUAAUUAGUAGAGGUUUCGUGAAUGAGGUUCUUGUAUUAGCAAUUAAAUACAUUCAUCAAGUGUC